Molecule: messenger RNA, 2209 nt
Organism: Lytechinus variegatus (green sea urchin)
Lineage: Eukaryota; Metazoa; Echinodermata; Echinoidea; Temnopleuroida; Toxopneustidae
Product: flavin-containing monooxygenase 5-like
Exons: 7
Coding region: 268-1893 (541 amino acids)
Molecular function (GO): N,N-dimethylaniline monooxygenase activity; flavin adenine dinucleotide binding; NADP binding
Source: RefSeq, a predicted model, not a curated record
CCAUACACUAUUUCUAUGCCCGAACGGGCAUUAUAUUCACUAUCCAGCACGCUUACAGGGCCCAUGGUUAUAUACUGUGCAUUAUUUAUAUAAGCCUGUAAUCAUAAUAGUCAUCUUACCGUCCAGGUCAACAGUCAGGGUUAUGAUCGCUCAUAUGGAGCUAGAACACUUGACCAUGUCCAUGCAGUAUGAUAUAAGGUCGUGAUGCUGAUAUCACGUACAUUCAACACGGUUUUAUUUCAGAAGAACUUGUGAUUGAAUAUAGCCAUGGCUUAUCGUGUUGCAGUGAUCGGGGCAGGGGCUUCCGGACUUGCGUCCAUCAAAACAUGCCUUGAUGAAAACUUGGAACCUGUUUGCUACGAACGGUCAUCACAUUUGGGUGGUUUGUGGUAUUAUUCUGAUGAUGAACCUCGCUCCGAUCCUCAUGGAGCUAGCGCUAUCUACCAUGGCCUCCAUACCAAUGUUAGCAAGGAAAUGAUGGCCUUCUCGGAUUUCCCGUUGGCAAAGUCUUUGCCACCGUUUCCAAAGGGAAGUGACAUACAAGAAUAUUAUGAGCGGUAUGCCGAACACUUCGGACUUCUCAAGCACAUCAAUUUCAAUGUGGAAGUGGUGUCCAUCGACCAGGACGCCGAUUACGAAGGCACCGGGCGAUGGAAGGUGACAGUCCGCCCAAUGUCGGGUGAGAUUAGAAGUGAGGUCUUCGAUGCUGUGAUGGUGUGUACUGGUCUUUAUCCCAGUGGGCACCUGCCGGACUAUCCUGGGUUAGAUUCUUUCAAAGGACAGAUCAUGCACAGCUGCCAGUUCAAAAGAGGGGCUUACUUCACGGACAAGAGGGUUCUGGUCGUAGGCUCGGGUACUUCGGGAGGAGACAUUUCCAACAUUAUCAGUCAUCACGCAAGUCAGGUAUACCUCAGCUUGCGGCACGGAGCUUGGUGUGUCCCUCGAUUCUUUUACAACAAGCAGACCUUGCAAGAUUUUUUCAACCAGAGGUGGAAGACAUGGAUUCCCUCGAGACUCCUCAACAAAUGGCUGAUCAACAAGAUGAACUACCAUAUGGAUGGGAAGAUUCUUGGUUUACAGCACUCAAAGCUUCCGUUCAACGUCCAUUGCAUGGUUGACGAGGAUCUCCCCGCCAGCAUCAUGGAGGGGAGAGUGAGAAUCAGGAGUGGAAUUGACAGAUUUGAAGGCUCCAAUGUCCAUUUUGUAGACGGUUCCGUGAUAGAAGACAUUGAUAAUGUAAUAUUUGCCACCGGCUACGACCUCAAGCUUCCCUUUUUAAAGAAUGAAAUCGUACCAGACGGUUACGAUAAGAUUGAGCUGUACCAAUAUAUGAUUCCGAUUCGGCUUCGGCAUCCAACCCUGUCUUUCGUGGGGCUGUGUCUUCCUUACACAAUGGGUCAUAACGCGCUCUGUGAGAUGCAGACAAGGUACAUCACCAAGGUCUUGAAAGGAGAGGUCAAGCUACCCAGCUUUGAAGAAAUGCAACAAGAGGUCAUCUCUAGAAAGGAUCUCAACUACAAAUUAUUUGAAAACCACCAGCCCUUCAUUACGGACCCAACUGCCUACCGCGAUCAGCUGGCCAAAGCAAUCGGUGCGCUACCAAAUUUGACGAAGCUAAUCUUCACCGAUCCUGUGCUCGCUUAUCACUUCUACUUCGGAGUGGCAUAUCCGCCUUGCCAUAGGUUGGUUGGCCCUGGCGCCACUCCUGGGGCGAGACAGGCUCUUAUCGACUGCAAGGAGAACCAGGUACAUGGUAUUACACUGACAACAGUGCGUAGGGAUGCGAAAGAUUGUCUGCAAGCCUAUGAAGACGGCCAGAAAUCCUCCUUAACUGUGUAUAUCAUGAUCGUCGGUGCCAUUUUGUCUGUACUUGUCCUCAUGGCUAUAUUUUAAUGUGUUAUCUGGUGAAAAGAGAAACUUAAUUUAAAGAAAUUGCCAAACGUUAUGAAGGGACGUAUAAUGUUUCGGGUUUUAUAUUGCUUUUAUGACGGCUCCCAGCCUCCCAUCAAGUUCAUAAAUUCACUUGUUGAUUGAUUCUGAAUUAACUGGUUCAUCCCAUUGCAUUAGCAAGAUGAAAGUCGUGGGAAGAUAAAGUGUAAAGCGGCAGUCUAUGCAAAGUGACUUCUGUCGUUGGACAACUUUCCUUGAUUUCGAUUGGCUGAGGACAGGGAGUAUUUCAUCAACAUUUUUGUCCGACAGGUCGUCAGAU